AUCACCAGAAACUGGAAAGGGAAGCUAGAAUCUGCCGUCUUCUGAAGCACCCCAAUAUUGUGAGACUUCAUGACAGUAUAUCGGAAGAGGGCUUCCAUUACUUGGUGUUUGACUUAGUUACUGGAGGUGAACUGUUUGAAGACAUAGUGGCAAGAGAAUAUUAUAGUGAAGCUGAUGCCAGUCAUUGUAUACAACAGAUUCUAGAGAGUGUAAAUCAUUGUCACCUAAAUGGCAUAGUUCACAGGGACCUGAAGCCUGAGAAUUUGCUUUUAGCUAGCAAAUCCAAAGGAGCAGCUGUGAAACUGGCAGACUUCGGCUUAGCCAUAGAAGUUCAAGGCGACCAGCAGGCAUGGUUUGGUUUUGCCGGCACACCUGGCUAUCUCUCUCCAGAAGUCCUGCGUAAAGAUCCUUAUGGAAAACCAGUGGAUAUGUGGGCAUGUGGUGUCAUCCUCUACAUCUUGCUGGUGGGGUACCCACCCUUCUGGGAUGAAGAUCAGCAUAGGCUGUAUCAGCAGAUCAAGGCUGGAGCUUACGAUUUUCCAUCACCAGAAUGGGACACAGUGACUCCUGAAGCCAAAGACCUCAUCAACAAAAUGCUCACCAUCAACCCUGCCAAGCGCAUCACUGCCUCUGAGGCUCUGAAACACCCAUGGAUCUGUCAACGCUCUACUGUGGCUUCCAUGAUGCACAGGCAGGAGACUGUAGACUGCUUGAAGAAAUUUAAUGCUAGACGGAAAUUGAAGGGUGCCAUCUUGACAACUAUGCUGGCUACGAGAAAUUUUUCAGCAGCCAAGAGUUUGUUGAAGAAACCGGAUGGAGUAAAGUUGGAAUUCUUGCAUGCUGGCUUGGAAACGCAGUAGAAUGCACUUCGGUUACUCUUAGCUCUUCUGGUGAUGAUUGCUACCAAUCGUAAAAACAAUGGUUUCUCUUUCCGCCAAGAAAGUGUUGACAUCAAGGAGAGCUAACAGGAUUCUUGCAAGAUGACAUAAAAAGUGGACCUUAUUCAGAGUUUCCAUUUCGCCCGUACUGAAAGACUCCAUGGCUUUGCAAGACUUCACUUUCUGAGAUAAAGAGGCACUGCAUAAGUCAAACCUUUUUGUUUAUUGUGUUUCCAUUAAAUUGGCACUGUUUCACUUUCUUCUAAAGAAUGAGAGUGUAUAACACAGAAGUUUAAACUAUCAAUGACAGUUUGUUCACUUCAAUCAAAUAUACAAACUUAACAACUAAGUCAGUUCUACACAUUGGAAUGGUGUUAUGUUAAAAUUUAAAAUCUGAAUACUGACAUUUAGUAUAUGGGAUUGUAUAAGAUUUUCUUCAAAUGUUUUCAUAAUUUGACUUAUGAUUCCCGGAAAUUAUUUUUAUUCAUUACUCUCCCCAGACUCUUAUUGUCAUUGACUAAAAAAAUGUUAGGCAUGAAUGUUAUUUGGGUUAACCAGUAAUAGAUUCAACUUAAAAACAUUUGAAGGAAAAGACAAGAUACAGGGUUUUCAGGGCUGAGACCAUAACUUAGUGGUAGAACAUUUUCUUAACUUAGAAGAAGCCCUGGGGUUCAAUCCCUACCCCUAGAAGGGAAAAAUUUUUUUCCUAAAAAAUUAUUAAGAAAAAAAGAUAGUAGGUUAUGUACUAGUAAGGCCAAUGUCACAGCUCAAGCCACUAAAGGAAAGAAAAGAAGCAAUAGUUGUGUUUUUCUAAGUGUGCAUUGCAAGCUUUCCCUUGGAGACAUUCCUGCAAAGAAGGUUGGCCAUGGUUACAGCCACUUACAGGUGCUAACGUACCCAUUAACGCACACAGCAAUCAUGCUGUUGCUGUGUGCACCCUCAGUCUAUCCUUUUUUACAUCAGUAUUUGAAUAUUAUUUUACACUUAAGAAUAUUUCUCAUACCAAGCUAUGCAAGUUAUAUGAAAAUAACAGUUUCUUCAUGGAAAAAGAUUACCUAACAGCUUACUAUUCUGUAUAUGAAGUUUAUAAAGUAGAAAUUUUCAUUUCCAUGUGAUUAGUAUAGGAUGUAUCCACAGUGUUUCUAAUGAAAACAUUUUACGACUGGUUGGUUCUUAAAACUAUUUAAAUAAACUUUUAAAGUAUUCUUUAGAAGUUUUUUCAUGAGCUUUGAAAUGUAUUCUUUUGGACAGUUUUGUAGGGUUUUUUGGUUGUUAUUUUUUUUAACUGUGGUCCAGUGUUUCAGGAUUCUCCAAGGAUAUUCAACUGUGUUGAUUACAAUUACAUCAGAGUCAAGUCCCAAGGCAAUACAGCUGAAAAAAAUCUUCACAAAGAAUUUGAUACCUUCUCAAAUAAUUCUAUCUAUGGUAUUCUUGGCCAAUUUUUGUGAGACAGAAGGCAGUAGUAGAGUAUCCAGUACAGAAGAAAGGACAUCUCUGCCUGGCAUAGGGCCUGGUGAAACAGCAGGUGCCUCUUUAGGUCUCCAAACUGCAAAGCCCUGCCUGUUCAUUCAUCUAUCAGGAAUAAGGUCUUUUGCAUGCUGCUUCUGGGUAGGGAGGUGUGUGAUCUCUUGACCUCACCAGGGAGGCCUCCUCAGAGAUCCUGUCAGCUGUUGACAGCCCUUGACAUGGCUUUAGCUUUGUCAUUAUUUGGUCUUGUCUGUCGGCUCUCUCUGCUCGGUCCCACAGACUAGUAAGAAUGUACUUAACAAUGCGAAUUGUUUCUUUCUCUAUUUUGUUCUC
Cricetulus griseus (Chinese hamster) is the source of this 2678-nucleotide messenger RNA. The record is from RefSeq and is a predicted model, not a curated record. Lineage: Eukaryota; Metazoa; Chordata; Mammalia; Rodentia; Cricetidae.